UAAUAAUAAAGGACCCCGCUGGAUUCAUUCGCGGGUACGAUAUCUGUCUUGUGUGUGAAGUUAUAGAGUAUACCACUUUAUUUCGAGAAGACCUGAAUUCCAAUACCUCACCAAUGUCGAAUCGCAAAGCAUCAACGAGGCUGGCAUAUUUUUCAACGAGCGAUGCUCCCUCGCCCAUCGACUUCUUUUCGGAGGCUCAAACAUCAUCUUACCACCUCAUUUGAAUGUGUAUGGAUUUCUGAAGAGGAUCCCCACAAUGCUUUUCAACGCUUCUGCGGCGCUUCAAAUACAAUACGUCGACAUGGGAGUUCAGUGCCAGGACCAAUGGAAAGUAGGAGGAGAUUGGGGAGAAGACGGAUGGCACAUGUCACGGAAAUGACACAAGCUCCAAUGUACGAUCUGGGAGCUUUGUGGUGCUCAUCAUGGGGGCCAGAAAAGAUUGAAUCGCAGUGGAAGGCUCCAACACCUCGGAUUAGUGAACAACCAAAGCAGUCGCCAAUUUUACCAUCCUGGUUAACCAAUUGGACUCCUGUGCCCGAGCAACUAACAGACAUUUCUACGGAGGUCGCAGAGGUAGAAGAAUCAACUGAGGACCUCUAUGACAUGUUAAAACAGGAAAGACAGAUCAAAGAUCAUUUUUAUGAUUUUGAAGUGGCAAUAGAAGCUCAUCGUCGGGAAUGUACUGAGAUGAAAAGGGACCGGAAAGCCAAAAAGAAUAAAGGCCGACAUCGACGAUUAGUUGAAUCUACCAAGGCUCUGAAGCUUUGCUUAUCCUUUGGUGAAAAACUCCAACAAAGUCUUACCCUUGGGCUAGUUACUAGUGAUCUACUAUCUAAGUCACUUCGAGCUGUCACAAACGUUUUCAUGGAAAUUGGUAGCGGUUCUUUCUCUGACACUAAAAACUCUACCAAGGAGGGUCUUAACACGGAGGAUUGUUUUCGCGGGGUUAGUUCUGGCGUGACUGAGCAAAUAAUUGCUUUUCACAAGUUCGUCUGGGACGGCAUUGUAUCUUGUAAGGUUCUCGAGCCCGCCGAUUUUGAUUCCGGAGUUGUGGGAGAGUAUCUACUUUUGCUGGCAGCGCUGCCAAGCACCAAGGAAACACAACUUUUGAUUUCUGAAGUCCUCCCUUCGCUGUCUGCAGUUCAAGUCGAGAGUAACGUAGUCAAAAUUUUGCCCUUACUAAAUAAGUGGUCAUUAAGUUGGCUCAAAAAAUCAAAAAAUCCUCCAGAUGCAAGGUUCUUGGCCAAGGCAGAGGCAUCUUUGAUAGCCUCGCAACGGGCCAUUAAUCAUAUUCGUAUGCUAAUGUGGUCCAAUCGAGGUAAAGAAACGCCUGAAUUGAUCCAACGCAUUCUGGAUAUCUUCCUUCGGUCUUGUAGGGACUUUUCCGUUGCCGACAACGAAUUAUGGUGUGCGGAAAGUAUAUUUAUGCCCCACAGUCACUCCAUAGAUGCAAUGAGUACUGCCCUAGCUGCUCUAUCUAAAGAGGUGACUUCUACUCUAAUCAGAUCUCAUUCAGAAUUAAUCUGCUCUGCAACUUUCUGGGACCAAAGAUGUGUUACGGGGCUCAAAGACUAUCUUGCCCAAUCCCACAGGAUACGGUUCAAUUGGCUUACCGUAUUGUCCAAGUUGGGGAACGUUGAUGAUUCAAUGUUUGCUGAAGUAUUCAUAUCGUUGCAGCAGAAGGGCCUUAACCGGUUCGGUUUAGACACUAAGAAAUAUACAUUGACUUGGCGCCAAGUCUCUGAACUUGUUCUAAACCGUUGGUCUAGCCAAGGCAUUUUGACAAAUGGCGGCGUGAUCAUCGACACUUUUCAAAUGAAGACCCUUCAUUCCCCUUUUUCUUUUGGAUGGCUUUUGUGGAGUUUGGAAAAGUAUGGCCAGUUGAGUGAUGGGAUGAUACAGAGUCUAUUAGACUUUCUCCUGGAUGUUGAGGCGUUCGGACACAUACACGCAGUACUAAAGCAAUCGAAAAUGUUCAACAUCCGGGUCAAUACCGAUGUCCUCGCAGGCCUUGUUAACAGCACGGCUUCCGUAGAUCUACAAGCGGCCUACAAUAUAUACAUGCAGCAUUGUGUAGGCCGAGUCGAACCUGAGGCUUGUGCCUCCUUAUUCGCUGCAAUGGUAUAUCACGGAAGCGAAGGAAUUUGGACCGCGUUAGACGCACCCAUCUACGCCGCAAUGCCUAAGUGGAAAAGAAAAUCACCAUCGCACAAGAUUCUCUCGCAGGCUCGAAUUGAACUGGUGCACGAAUUGGCUAAAGCAUUCGCACAUCACAAGGUUGAAAAUCCAAGACAGGCUCUUCGUAAUGUUACACAAUGUUGGCAUUACCUUCGUGCGCAUAAGGUUGAACCGACGUCUGAAAUAUCAAGGGCGGUUACACGGGUGGGGAUUAUUACGGAUGUCAGAGAUGGCAAAUGGGGGAGAACGGAGAGAGUGAGAUGGGUUCUGGAGGUAAUUGAGAAGGCGGAGGGACCGGAGGUCGCGGAUGCGGUACGGAGGGCAGUGGCUAAAUGGAGGGAAAAACUAAGAAUCAGACUUGAGAAGAAGAAAGAAGGGUAUAUUGCGUAAUAUACAAAGCUUGAUUGCUGUGAAUAGUUCAAUCUUUUUGGGACAAACUCAAUCGAGUGGUGAAUUUAUGGAAUAGAAAUUUUAGCGAAAUCAUCGCACCUUCUGUCGAAUUCAUUCAAUUCAAUUUACUUCCCCUUCCCCUUCCAAUUUAAAAAAAGAGGGGAAAUAGGAAGUUAACAAACAAAUAAGCAAAACACCAUGUUUUACAUGCCAAAAUUACUAGCAGAACCUUUCGAAAUGGGUCAAUUUUGUCCGUCUUUUGUAUGCUUAUCAAACACCCCACCCACCGAAGUGGUUACAGCGCAGUCGUCGACCGACUUGGCCAAGGCGACUCAAUGAGAUGUUCGAUAAGGAAGAGGAAUUACUUGGUUCUGUCAUACAUGGAGCUAUGUGUUAUGAUGUUCAUUUUGAGUUAGAAGCUUGGCGGUUGGGUGGGAUAACCAGAUAGAUGCUUGAAAUCUGAGACACGGUGGGAAAACGAAGCUCGGGUGUUUGAAUCGUGUG
This is a messenger RNA of Sclerotinia trifoliorum, 3072 nucleotides long. NCBI's taxonomy places the organism in Eukaryota, Fungi, Ascomycota, Leotiomycetes, Helotiales, Sclerotiniaceae. The record is from the annotation of a GenBank genome assembly.